GAGGCGGAAUGUCACCUUGUGCUGCGGUUGCCCUCUUGCAUUCAAUCCGCGUGCGACUCUGAGAGCCCUACCCACACGAUAUGGACUCCUAAACAAUCAUCUUUUGGGCUCGAGAUGUUGCGCUGGCGCUUGGGUAUUCGUUGGCUAUGACAAACGGAUUGCUUCCGACAGCGCCGUAUUCCUCACUUCCACACACUCAGUGGCUCUCGACCUCGCGCCGACAACACCGGAAAAUGCAAUAUAAUUCAUGGCAUCGCUAUAAAAUAGACUCUCUCUACAGGUUCAGUCGUUAGCUGCCAGGCUCUUCCUCACUGUCCUUAGGCAACAACUCUGCUCAGACGCACGUUCCAUUCUUUAUCAUGUUCUCCUCAACGUUGUCAUCGCUCGUCCUUCUCUUAUGCACGCUCACUAAUCUUACCUCUGUGUUCUCCUUCCCUGUUGACUCGGAUGGCCUAGACAGUACCGCUCGCAAAUUUUUGGCCCGUGCAAAGCAGGCCACUCCUGCCGCCCCACAUUUUGUCAUUUACAGCGAUAAAUUUGUUUCCGGAGAAACUGGCCCGCCUGACGUUUCUCAAGUCGAAGGAUACAAUGUUUUCGCUCUUUCUUUCCUACUCAUUGAAGGCGCAUUUGAUAAGGCUGAGGAGUGGACCCAGCUUAGCGCGUCUCAACGCAGUGCAAUCAAGUCACAAUACGCGGCUGCAGGAAUCAAACUUAUUGUUUCCUUGUUUGGCGCAACCGAUGCUCCGACGUCCACUGGAGCAGACCCCACGCAAACUGCUAACACAAUGGCCGCCUGGGUAAAACAGUUCGAUCUUGACGGCGUUGAUGUCGAUUACGAGGAUUUCAAUGCAAUUAACGCGGGUGAUGGUAAAGCCGAGGCUUGGCUUACCACAUUUACGAAGCAGCUUCGCACGCAGCUUCCUCAGGGAGACUUUAUACUUACACAUGCUCCUGUCGCUCCCUGGUUCUCCCCGAACAAGUUCGGUGGUGGUGCCUACCUCACUGUUAACGAAAAUGUUGGCAGUUUGAUUGAUUGGUACAACGUCCAGUUCUAUAACCAGGGAACAAGCGAGUAUACGACGUGCAAUGGUCUCCUGACCUCCUCCUCAAGUACCUGGCCUGAGUCUGCUCUGUUCCAGAUUGCCGCUAACGGUGUAGCUCUAAACAAGCUCGUCAUCGGCAAGCCCGCCACGUCAGGCGAUGCCAGCAAUGGCUUCAUUGACCCAUCAACGCUUGCUGGAUGCGUUGCGCAGGCAAAGAACAAGGGUUGGAAUGCCGGUGUCAUGGUCUGGGAAUUCCCGGACGCCGCUGCAUCCUGGAUCGAGACAGUUCGCUCUCAGGCAUUCCCUGAAUAAUUGAUCCGGUGGGGGGAACACUAGUUAGAAUGGGAAAUAUCCGUCACGCUGGAUAUCUUUAGAGUUGUAGUGAUUCUUAUUCCUUCUUUUGUUGUCGAGAUUCCUUGGGGUUUCUGCGACGCCAUUCGUUGAUACGUUCUCUCCUUCUUCCUUGCUUCCAUGUGAUUAUGUAUCUCCUCCUGUAUUGCUAAUUCACAUUUCAGCGAAAUGGAAUCGAAAUAU
Molecule: messenger RNA, 1577 nt
Organism: Fomitiporia mediterranea MF3/22
Lineage: Eukaryota; Fungi; Basidiomycota; Agaricomycetes; Hymenochaetales; Hymenochaetaceae
Product: glycoside hydrolase
Exons: 10
Coding region: 360-1355 (331 amino acids)
Biological process (GO): carbohydrate metabolic process
Molecular function (GO): hydrolase activity, hydrolyzing O-glycosyl compounds
Source: RefSeq, a predicted model, not a curated record